GAGCAUGCAGGAUCGGUUCCAGUAGAGUGAAUGAAGAAGAGAGGAGGCGAGGGAUGCUGACAGAUUACUGAUAGAUGGUUGGAAUGACGAAAGCUUAUUCGACCCCAGUGUGCCACCGAACAGUAGCUCCGUAGGUCGGACCAUGUAGCCGAAGAUUUCUUCACCUCAUCGAUUAACUUCGCGUUGUGCAAGUGCCGGAUUAACUGAGCGUUUUAAAUGGCAUCAUCCAAGAGGCGCUGCCGCCUUGUUCAAUGUUUUUUGGGUAUCCUGCUAAGUGCUUGCAUGGGUGUGUCGUGCGAUGCGGAGCUCUCCUUCACCCUGGAGCCGAGUGACAUCAUCGCAGUGCAAGAGCAGCCCCUCAUGCUCCAUUGCCAGGUGGAUGGUAUCCCCCCUAUCACAACACAAUGGAGGCACAACAGCCUGCUUUUAACUCAAGACCAGUUUCACACCAUCUUCAUCAAUGGCUCUCUCCUCAUUGGCCACUUCCUCAAGACCAAAUCGGACAACACGUCGGAUGAAGGGGACUAUGAGUGCAUGGCCCAGAAUUCUUUUGGGCUGGUGGUGAGCCGUAAGGCGCGCGUCCAAGCAGCCACCAUGGCCGACUUCCAUGUCCAACCAGAGCCAGUGCAUGCUGAGGAGUCUGGUGUGGCCAGAUUCCAGUGCCAAAUCCAUGGCCUACCAGAACCUGUUAUUAGCUGGGAAAAAGACGGGCGUCCUGUGGACACCAAGGAUAAGAGGUACACGCUUCUCCCUACAGGUGUUCUGCAGAUUACAGGAGUACGUGAGGAGGACAGUGGAAAGUUCUUCUGUGUGGCUCAUAACAGCGCAGGAGUGAAACACAGCGCUGAGGCCCUCCUUUCUGUUUCAGGCUCCCAGUCAUCUGUUUACAAAGAACCAAUGAUCCUAGUUGGUCCAGAAAAUCUCACUCUCACUGUUCACCAAACUGCCAUUUUGGAGUGCGUGGCGACAGGAUACCCUCGGCCCAUUGUGUCUUGGAGCAGGCUAGAUGGGCGUCCCAUCGGCGUGGAGGGUAUCCAAGUACUUGGCACUGGGAACUUGAUGAUUUCCAACGUUGGCGUGCAGCACUCAGGAGUUUACGUGUGCGCUGCUAACAAACCAGGGACCCGUGUUCGCAGAACUGCUCAGGGACGUUUAGUGGUUCAAGCUCCUGCAGAGUUUAGUCAACCUCCGCAGUCGAUUGCCCGACCUGUGGGGACCACCGCUAUCUUCACCUGCCAAGCUCAGGGGGAGCCUGAGCCCCAGCUUACCUGGCUGAAGAACGGUCAGGUCUUGGAGCCUGAUGGCCACAUCAAACUCAGGAAUAACAACAGCACCCUGACGAUAUACAGCAUCAGUCAGGACGACGAGGCCAUCUACCAGUGCAUUGCUGAGAACAGCGCCGGAUCCACGCAGGCCAGUGCUCGGCUCACGGUGCUCUGGGCUGAUGGACUCCCUGGUGUGCCCACCAACGUACAGGCCAAGGCCCUCUCGCCCACCACCAUCCAGGUGUCCUGGAGGGAACCUGAUCAGAACACACAGGACAUCAUCGGUUAUGUGCUGCACAUCCGCAGGACCCCAGACCCUGUGGAAAUGGAGUACGAGGAGGCGGUCAGUAAGGUGACGCUGCAACAGAUCAUCCGCGAUCUCGAGCCUUCCACCAGUUACACCUUCUACGUCAAAGCCUACACGUCCCACGGGGCCAGCAAGCCAUCAGACAGUGCCACGGAGAGCACUCAAGGGGAAGUUCCGGCACCUCCCUCCCUCUUCGCCAAAGUUGUAAACAGCAGUGUAGUGCAAGCAAUGUGGGAAGCUUCCACCAAGAUGGGUCAACACCAGGGCUUCCGACUGUAUUACAGGAGAGCCCACGCAGCAGUGUUUACUGGUCCCAUUUUCUUACCACGCAACGCUACCCAGUACAACAUCACUCAGCUGGAUCCUUCACUGGUUUAUGAGAUAAAUCUGCUGGCAUACAACCAACACGGAGAUGGCAAUGCCACCAUGCGCUUUGUUUCACUACGAGAGGCUUUGGAGAAAUCUGUUUUAGAUGCCUCCUGUGACUGUGUGCAAGACGAACAGCAGGCCCCCCCCCAGGCGGCAAACAGCACCGCACUGGAAUACUCUUCUUCCCAGGAGGGCUCUGGCCUGAACGCAGCCACCAGAAGAGAAAUGGAGGUCAAUUGCAGUGCCGGAGGGAACAAAAUGGUUGACAGCAAGGAGCUGGUGAGACUCUUCCCUCAAGCCAACAUGCAAGAGCCACGCGUGGCUGACACAACUCUCUUGACCUUCUCGCCAAAUGACACGCAGCUGUCCACAAUACCACUGGACGACUUUACUGUUGAGCGGGAAACGGAGACACCUUUCCAUGAGUCCCCUACGACACGAACGGGUCAACACAACCAAGGCUAAUCAAUGUAUGAAAUGUCCACUCAGAAUCUCUUUCACUCAGGUUUUCUUUUGAAAGUAGUUUGCAUUUUGUGCAAAGAUUUUUAUUGGUAAGUUAAGAAGUUCUACAGAGUCUAGAACUGGUUUGGGGGGAGUUGUUUUUCGCCAGGCUUACCCGUGAAGUGUUCUUUACUCUCACUUUCUGGUCAUUUGUUGAUUUUCUGGUGUUUGGCAGCACCCAGAAGAGAGGCCCCAGAUGUCCUUGUUAUACAAAGAUGAUUUCAUUUUUUUUAAGUUUAUAAAAUGAUAUUUACAGACAUAUGCUGUGUCUUAAUCAUCUCCAUGUCAAAGUGGUUUUAAGUUACUGGUCCUAU
Molecule: messenger RNA, 2756 nt
Organism: Hippocampus comes (tiger tail seahorse)
Lineage: Eukaryota; Metazoa; Chordata; Actinopteri; Syngnathiformes; Syngnathidae
Gene: igdcc3
Product: immunoglobulin superfamily, DCC subclass, member 3
Exons: 13
Coding region: 217-2406 (729 amino acids)
Biological process (GO): cell-cell adhesion
Molecular function (GO): protein binding
Source: RefSeq, a predicted model, not a curated record